Molecule: messenger RNA, 1036 nt
Organism: Gekko japonicus
Lineage: Eukaryota; Metazoa; Chordata; Lepidosauria; Squamata; Gekkonidae
Product: primary amine oxidase, lung isozyme-like
Exons: 1
Biological process (GO): amine metabolic process
Cellular component (GO): plasma membrane
Molecular function (GO): primary methylamine oxidase activity; quinone binding; copper ion binding
Source: RefSeq, a predicted model, not a curated record
GAAUAUCCUAAAGCUCCAAACUUUAUGCGCUGGGCACUUGAUUAUAAUGGAACUAACCUUCUGGGGCUCCCUGCUCUGCCUCCAGGAUUUAAAUCAGGAGACAGGAAAGUCUGGAUGCGUCUUUUCCAGAAUGUUGCUGGGUUUUAUUUGCAUCCGGUUGGAUUGGAGGUGCAAGUGGAUGUCAGCAGCUUGAAUGUUUCUGAGUGGGAAGUGGUGAAUGUGUUCUAUAAUGGACAGUACUUUAGGGACAUGGAAGAGCUUGAAAGAGAAUUCAACAAGGGGAGAGUUAGAGUGUCCAAAGUAAAGAAAACUCCUCAUAAUGGGGGGUACUCAUCACUGAAACCAAGGGUCCCACACAAGUUGCUAGGCCCUUUGCAAUAUGAACCCCGUGGUCCACGGUACUGCAUCAGGGACAACCAGGUCACCUUCAUGUCUUGGAGUUUUGCCUUUGGAAUGGAAGCCAACAGAGGACCACGUAUCUUCGACGUUAGGUUUCAGGGUGAGAGGAUAGUCUAUGAGUUAAGUGUACAAGAUGCAUCUGCCAUCUACGGGUCCAACAGUCCAGCAACAAUGGUUACCAGGUUAAUGGACCUAGGUUUGGGCUUUGGGAAGAGUGCUGUCACCCUUACCCGGGGUGUUGAUUGUCCUUACGUAGCAACCUAUUUGGAUGGGCACUAUUUACUUGAUUCCGCAAAACCUAUCACCCGCAAAAACUCUCUCUGCAUCUUUGAACAAAAUGCUGAGAUUCCAGCACGACGCCAUUAUGAGGACCACGUAAUCUCUGAAUUUUAUGGAGCAUUAGCUGAUUCAGUUCUAGUCUUCAGGUCCAUCUCUGUAAUGGGUAACUAUGACUACGUCUGGGAUUUUGUGUUUCAUCAAAAUGGAGCUGUUGGCGUCAGGGUGUAUGCCACUGGGUACAUCCAGACUUCUUUCUUCUUUGGCAAUGCUGCAGAUUUUGGGAACAGAGUUGAAGAUCUGACACUGGGAGCAAUUCAUACUCACAGUAUUCAUUACAAAGUGGACCUGGACAUCGGUG